AUGAAGAAUAAUAGUCUACUACUCUUACUGGUGAUGGUGGCGAUGACGGUCCACCGGCAACAGCACACUGUACACGGCAUCACGGUGCACAACAGCUACAGCAUCAAGCACAAUGUACCGCACGGUGCAUCCGAGCACGUCACUUCGUCGCACACGUUCGACACGAAAAAUCCGGACCCGUGGGGUAACAAGCAGUACAAGGAGGUGACGAUCACCAAGAACGUGCCGGUCCCGAUACCGAUCAAGUACGAGCGGCACGUGGCCAUCCCGGUGCGGAUACCGGUACCGAUCGCAAUCCACAACAAGAUCCCGAUUCUGGUCGAGCGGAAGGUACCGGUGUACGUGGAGAAACCGUUCCCGGUGCAGGUGGAUCGACCCGUCCCGUACGCACUACCGAUCGAGGUGCCGGUUUUCCAUAAGGUGGCCGUCGAAGUGCCCAAACCCUAUCCGGUGCACAUUCCCAAACCAUACCCGGUGUUUAUCAAGAAGUCGGUGUACGUGAAGCAGCGUCCGCAGCCCGAGGAUGGCCAGCGGGUGAAGAAGAGUCCCGGCAAGAUGUCGAUGGCGCAGCGGUUGUGGAUGUGA
Messenger RNA from Anopheles darlingi, 585 nucleotides. RefSeq lists its product as uncharacterized. Lineage: Eukaryota; Metazoa; Arthropoda; Insecta; Diptera; Culicidae. The record is from RefSeq and is a predicted model, not a curated record. The transcript has 2 exons. Bases 1 to 585 code for a protein of 194 amino acids.